This is a messenger RNA of Entelurus aequoreus (snake pipefish), 8080 nucleotides long. RefSeq names its product synapse defective 1, Rho GTPase, homolog 2 (C. elegans) (gene syde2). Bases 202 to 5067 code for a protein of 1621 amino acids. NCBI's taxonomy places the organism in Eukaryota, Metazoa, Chordata, Actinopteri, Syngnathiformes, Syngnathidae. The record is from RefSeq and is a predicted model, not a curated record. Gene Ontology annotation, biological process: signal transduction. The transcript has 8 exons.
GGGCAAGUAAAUGCAGGCUGCAGUGAGAGUGUCGCCAGUGCGGAGGUGACAGCGGAGAAUGGAGACAAGGCCGUCCGCCCGGCAAGCUGUGACUGCGGCGAGCGAGGACAACCUAACCCGCCUCAUUCCCUCUGGAACCAGUGUGCCGAAAAGAACCCAGAGGAAUUGAACUUUUUUUUAAAAGGGGCCAAAAGGACAGGAAUGGCUGAUCCUCUACGGAGGACUUUACUAGCGAAACUCCGGGGGAAGAAAUCCAAGAAAGGAGAGGCACUCGUCGCAGAAUCGGGCUCCACUGCUGCUGCUGAGGCGGCGAAUGUUGGCCGAGAAGGUAAAGAAAAAGUUGUGGAAAUGGAGCGAGACUUGGAAGUGUCGCUAUCAGGGCUGGAAUACUCGACAGAGAGAAUAAGUACGUACGAGAAUUGUGCUGACGGGCCAGUGGUGCACGCCGAACGUCGGGACUCGCUCCGGCGGGCUCGACCGGCGGAGUUAGCCGGCUCAUGUCCUCCGGAGCUCGGCAGCGGGGGUAGGGUUCGGGUUAUUGGGCCGCUUCAAAGAGAGAUGCCGUUUGGGGGACGGAAGCCUGUUACGAGCCACUGGGAGCCUGCGACUAAUGACAGAAUUACCAUUUCAGGUUCAGGUGGGUUGUCGUUUAGAGAACCCCAGAAAAAACACUUUGUUUCAAUCCCUUGGCAGUGCAGCGUCGGGGAUUCAAUUGGGUUUGGGGACAGUUCAAGCCAUAUUUGUUCCUAUAAACAAACAGGGUUAAAUAGGGAGCACCCACAUGUGCCAAGAACUGUAGUUACUGUAAAUAUACACAACACAAAGAAGACUUUUGACAACCAGCAAAGUUUGGACACACCGGUGAUCUGUGGUGACACAGAAGAAAACCUGUUCCGAACAAUUGAGAGCUUUGACCCUGCAUACUCUGAGGACUUUAAGGGCCCUUUGCAGAGCCCUGCCUUCUUCCCAACUGAGCUAGAAAUCUGUGAUAUUAACAUGGCAUCCAUGUGCACCACAAAAGGAUCACUCAGGCAUCCAUUAGACAGUGAGGAUGAUGAUUAUUAUGAUAAUGGGAUACUGCCUUUUUAUGAAGCUAUCAGAGCAAAAAGUGAUGGAGAUGCUGUGCCGCUGCCCAUCAUAGGUCAGGAUGAAGGACAGGCUGAUGAGAGUCACAGUGCCCAGGAAACAGACAGGCUUAGGAACCAGCUGAAAGAGGCUUAUUAUCUUCUGAUUAAUGCUAUGAAUGAUAUCAGUCUGGAUGUCCAACAGGUUAGUAGUUUAACUGAGCAGCAAACCGCCUCCUCCUGUAGUAGCCACUCUCGGGAUAGCUUGUGCUCUAGAUUGUCUGCCAAAAUUAUGGACAGCGACUCUUGGUCCUCCGGGGGUGAUCCCAGCCCUCAGCAGGUGUCUGACACUGACUCCCUCUUCCUGUGUCUAAGUGGCAACCUUGAAACAGACCUUCAAAGUAAACUCAAUAGUAAGAGCAUGCUGGACCUAUCUGUUGUUAAGAUAAAACCCCCUUUAGUGCGCUCUGCUAGUGACGGAGCCAUCAGGUAUCCAGGUGAACCUUUGCAGUGCACAAAUCCUCCUAGAACCAAUCCAGUCAUCCGUGAUGAUGAAAUGAUUCCAGAGUCAAAAUCAAAUAAAGACAGUAAAAAUUUUGAAAUAGUGGGUGACCCCUCAAACCGUCAGAUGGUCUGCCAUGCCAUCAGCAAUGAGGAGUGUUUUCAAGAAGUUGAUGGUGAGCACUUUGAUGAAAGCAGCGGUUCAGUCAAUAGCCUCACAGGUUCUUCAGACAGCAACACAGAGGCAUCAGCAACUCCAGAUCACGACGACAAGCAGCAGUUGACUGUCCUAGCGCGGGGAACCAACUCUGUCAACAAGGGCCAAGGUGUCACUGUAAACAAAAUGCAAGAGUGGAUGCACAAAGGUCGCCUUUUGUCGUCCGAAAUGAAGCAACGCAUAGAGGGCUCAUCCCCGGCACGCGGUGAGAGCCAAAAUCCCGAGCGACCCUCUCCGCAGGCGACCCACGGGGCGGGUAAGCCGGGUGUCCAAACAUCCUGCAGAGUGGUAAAAUCUGUCAAGUCCGCUGGAAGCAAGAUACCAUGGCAGCCAGCUCUCAUUGAAAAUGCCCAAACUCAAGGGGCUGCUAGGACCAAUGAGCUUUCAACAUGGCGACCACACCUCCACACCAUCACAGUCGCAAAGAAGCGCAACUGGCUGCAGCAGAGCACCCUCGGAAAGAACCAUUGCACUACGGAUGAGCUGCAAGGCAAGCUAGGAGCUGAGGAGGAGGUCUGCCAGUGCUCCACAACGCUGCCUUCUACUCCCAGUCCCUCCCCAGAGCAGCUGAGAGCUUCAGGGGGAGCACCUUCACGGCCAGUUCAUCUGCGCAUACCCAAGGUAAGCGUCAGUCAGUCCACGGGGUCGCCUAACCCCAGGAGUGUGGAUCCAGCAGAGGAGAACGAUGCAGAUGACGAAGGCGAGAUUUGGUACAACCCAAUCCCUGAGGAUGAUGAUCAUGAGGCGUCUAGGAGACCCUCUGUCCGGCAUCUCAUCCCCCAUAGGAGUGAGCCCCAGAGGCGGCCCAGCAGGGAACGGGAUGCGGCUCUUGUUGGGCAAACCCUGGACAACAGCGGGCCAGAGUCGCUCGAGGAUAGUAGUUCAGGAGAUCAGGGGAAUGCUGCACAUUCCACAGAGUCGCUAAAUCUGCACAGGCAGAUGCUUGCGUGCAAACCACAGGAGGAGGGAGGACCUUUUUCCACCAAGACUAUAGAUGUUCCAGACGUUACCAAUACCCUUGGCUUCUCCCCUCCUUCUAGCCCAAACCCUACUAAAAAGAGCAGCUCCAUCAACUGGUCAUUCCCCGACAAGAUCAAGUCCCCGCGCACAGUCAGGAAGAUCUCCAUGAAGAUGAAGAAGCUUCCAGAGCUGAGCCGGAAACUCAGUGUCAAGGGCCAAAGCAGCAGUAACAGCAAUGGGAGUGGUCAUUUAGAGUCCAGAUCCCAUUCACUCCGAGCCACCGGUGGGGGGUCUGAAGCCACCACCCAAAUAUCAGGCCCUCAAAGGUUAGCUGUAUCUGGAAUUGGGCAGGCCAGACGAAAUGUCAUCUCACGCUAUCACCUCGACAGCAGCGUGUCCACGCAACACAGCUUCAACAAGAAGAAAAACAAUGGGAGCUCCAAAUCCACCAGUAAAGGGGGAUACUUGAGCGAUGGCGAUUCACCUGAGCUUCUGGCUAAAUCUGGGAAGCACAGCUGUGUAGAAAGUAAGAUGGGGAGAAGUAAGGACACAGAUGGAACUGGUGGAAGCUCAAAACUAAAUGGCACGGAUUUGGACAUUGAUGCUUUCCGACAUUACAGCUUCACAGAGCAGCCCAAAUGUAGCCAGUACAUCUCUGGAUUGAUGAGUCUGCACUUUUAUGGUGCAGAGGACCUGAAACCGCCUCGCAUUGACUCUCGUGACGUUUACUGUGCCAUCCAAGUGGACUCAGUUAAUAAAGCAAGAACUGCCCUGCUCACAUGUCGAACUACCUUUUUAGACAUGGACCACACCUUUAACAUUGAGCUCGAGAAUGCUCAGCAUCUGAAGCUGGUAGUUUUCAGCUGGGAGCCCAUGCCGAGACGAAACCGCGUCUGCUGCCACGGCACAGUGGUCCUGCCUGCACUCUUCCGGGUAACACGUUCCCACCAGCUGGCGGUCAAGCUGGAGCCUCGCGGGCUUAUUUACGUCAAGCUGGGCCUGAUGGAGCAAUGGCAGAACUCUUUGAAUGGAGGACCAGGUGGAGACCGUAAACCCCAGGUGUUUGGUGUGGAAGCGUGGCGAGUGGUGGAGAGGGAGGACUCCGGACUCACGGUGCCGCUGCUCAUAAGAAAAUGCAUCAAUGAGAUUGAGAAACGAGGUUAUCAGGUGGUGGGGCUCUACCGUCUUUGUGGCUCCGCAGCUGUAAAGAAGGAACUACGAGAGGCGUUUGAAAGAGACAGUUACGCUGUGGAGCUUUGUGAAAACACCUAUCCCGACAUCAAUGUCAUCACAGGUGUACUAAAGGACUACCUACGAGAGCUACCCUACCCUCUGAUCACUAAGCAGCUGUAUGAAGCAGUAUUGGACUCCAUGGUCACCAGACCUCUGAGGAUAGGGGCAGGGGGCUGUGAGAAUGACCAGGCCGACUCAGAACACACCGUCAGCUUGCUGGACAACUUGCCUGAGGUGGAGCGGAUGACACUGCGGAUACUUCUCGACCACCUCAAGUUAGUGGCGUCCCACCAGGAAGUGAACAAGAUGACCUGUCAGAACCUGGCGGUGUGUUUCGGCCCUGUGUUGCUCAGCCAGCGCCAGGAGGCGUCCUGUCACAGCAACCGGGUCUUCAUCGACUCAGAGGAACUCGCCAGUGCGCUCCACUUUAAAAAGCACAUCGAAGUCUUGCACUACUUGCUGCAGCUGUGGCCAGUUGUGGACCCUCAUGAUCAGUCCGCCUCGCCCGAAGCCUCCGACUCGCUCACAGCCCCUCCACUACGGCGGCGGAAAGAGCGCCCUCAGGUGUUAAACCUCACAGAAGCUGAGAUGGCCGGCGUCCUGCGUCCCAAAGCGGGACGCCUCGACAGCCCGAGCAACCGCUACGCCGGCGACUGGAGCGGCUGCGGCGAGAGCUACUUCCCCUCCGAGACGCCACUUCCUCCCGGCAAAGAGGAGGCGGACUACGACGACGUGCCCUCAGAGGACUCAGACGCAGAACCACCUGAGGACGCUGCGAACCCUUUGCCUGGUCCUGCAGAUCAGGACGCGGUGCAGGAGGAGGAGGAGGAGGAGGAGGAGGAGGAGGAGGAAGCGGAAGAGGAGAAGCAGGAAGAGAAGAAGAAGGAGGAGGAGGAGGAAGAGAAGGAAAGUGUGUGCGAGCACAUCUUACCUCCAAGUCUGCCCACGUAUCAGACUUACAUGAAGAUGCAGGACAUCAGCCCCGUGCUGAGCCACAGGGUCAACCUGAGAGACCUUCAGGAGAGCAUCGACACUCUGAUCGGGAACCUGGAGAGAGAACUCAACAAGAACAAGAUCAACGUGGGAUAUUAACGUCUCACUUCUUCAAUCUGAGAAAAACAUAUCAUGGCACUUCUUCUUCCCCACACGCAUUCCUGACUUUUUCUUUGACUUGGCUCACGUUUCACGUUGUCGCUUUUCUUCUUAUUAGAAGAACCCCUCGACCCUCUCAGGGCUUUAAAAGGUGCCUUAAUUGUGUGAAGGUGGUCCGCCAUGUAGAAAACUCAGAUAAUCAGUCGUAUUAAAUAGAAAGUUGCUGCCAGGAUUAAGAGCAGAAAUAAAAAAUGCAGGUUUCUUUUCUUUUUUUUUUUUCCUGGCUGGCUUUUGAAGCAACAUUCGUCAUGCGGAACACUUUCGCAUCUUUUCAGCAGUAGGAAAGAAUUUCAGACGCUUUCGAUCAAGUGUUAUUUUCCAACAAAAAUAGGCAAUCGGGGUAUUAAAAGAAAAAAAGGGCUGAGAAAACCCAUCAUCAGACAAAAAAAAAAAAAAAGAAGCCCUGCUUCAUCAUUUUUUUUAGGGCCGUUAUUAACAGGCAGACCUUACUCCUGAAGUUUCCACGGGGAAAACUCAGAAGAUUUGUCUGGUUUCCAGCAUGAAAGCUUAUAUUUAUUAAGUGGGAUUGUGUCAUAUUGCACUCGGCUGUCAGCAACAUUGAUUAUUUAGCACACAAAAUGUGAACAACAUUCCCCUUUUAUGAGUUUGUUAUGUGUUCUCAUAUUGAAAUAUUCCCUUUGAAGCUCUCACGCUGACAUUUCCAACACGCACAUGUGUACAACAUGAACGCACUUAAAAAGUUUGUUAUUGUAGUUCAGGGGGGGACAUACUGAGAAAAGAGUAUUGUUGGCAGCAUUAUAAAAAAAAACAAAUAUGGAUAAAAUUAUUAUUUUGACUCACUUGUCAAAUAUCUCCCCAGACUACAUUUUAGUUGAAAAAGAUUAUGCUGGUGGUUCUCAUUUUUUAAAUUAAUGAUAUAAUAUUGAGAAGCUAAUAUUUAUUUGCCUGUCUGUAAAAUGACUGUAUGAGUUGCUGCAUGCAACCACCUGCUUAUACAAAUAGAUUGAGUACAUAUAUUUGCAACAAAUUAAAACAAUUUAAAAAGUAAGUUGAUCAACUCAAUUUGCAACAUUUAAAAACAAGACGUAUUGUUCCAGCAUGAAUAAAAACACCGAUAUUAAAAGUUCCCAAAACCUCACAGUUUGACAAGUACGACUAUACAACUUAACUCUGGCUAUAUGUUCACACUACAAGUAUUUUGUGCGUGAUGGACCCUCGGUUUACAAACAUAGUUGGUUCUUAAACAGGGUUCAUGAAUAAUUGUAUAUUGAAGAACAUUUCUCCAAAAGAAACAAUGUCAACAUAAAUAAUGGAUUUCAGCCUUGACAAAAACCCACAUUUUAGUAAAAGUGUGUACACUUUGAACCCAAUAUAGUAAAGUGCUAUACAGUACUGCAUAUCAAAUCAAUCAAUCAAUGUUUAUUUAUAUAGCCCUAAAUCACAAGUGUCUCAAAGGGCUGCACAAGCCACAACGACAUCCCCAACAAACAAUAACAUAAACAUAACGUUCUAUUUAAUGACAGAAAUCACUUUUUGUGUAAAAUAUCUGAUUUCACAAAAAAAUCAUAGCCUGCAGUGUGAACAUACACUCAAUAAUCUCGCGCCAUGACUCACUACUGCCUCGUGAGGACUAAACUGGCAUUGCAGGAGAUGGCUCCUGUUCUUCAGUGCCCAAACAUUGCUUACAAAAAGAAAUAAAAUACUAUUUUGUUCUUCUCCAUUUUGUAAAAGACAUUCAUUCAUUAUUUAUUUACUCAAAUCCCUCACAAUGUAACACUGUGUCAUGGCGUUCUCGACACUGUCGAUGCUGCGUUAGCUCGCGUUUAACAAAUUAUGGUCAGCACCUGACGUGAAAACUAUUCUUGACGCUUCUGCUUGUGCAAAAAUGCAGCUAAAUGUGAACAUUCUGACUUAGCUGCCAAAAACUACAAUUCUCAGCAAUGCAGGGAUGGAUUCCAAAAAGACAGUAUUUAACCUAUAUGAUGAUGUAUAUAUUAUUGUACGUGUAUUGGGAGCUUGUAUUUAAAUACGUCUUGUAGCAAUAGUUGCUUUUCUGCCCUUCGUGCUACCUGUACACAUCUUAACGUGCUGGAUUCAUGGUACAACUUAAGCUGUAAAAUUGAUGCUAAAACAGACAAUAUAUUGUUAUUUUUGUUAUAUUGUGUAUAUAGUUGACUUUUUUUUUUUUUUUUGGUCUCCGGUGGACUGAGCUGUGUUCAGCGUUUUUCGUGUUGUGAUAUAUUUUUUAUGGUACUGGCGGACGCCGCCCGGUCAAAAGCUUUAAGGCUAUUUCUCAUCUGCGUUUGUAUUUAUGUGUAAAAAGGUUAUUUUGCAAUGGACGCUUGUUUGUCGCCAUGUUUUCACAUUAGAGAUGCAUCGCUUCGAUGUUUCUCCAGAGGACCCAAUUUGUUGCUUUUCCCCAGCGAACACAAAACCGAUUUAUCGCACGGUGUCACAAAAGUGUGUAUGUAAACUGUAAUUAUAUGAUAUUAUUUUCUUAUCGUUCGUACAAGGGAUUUAGUUGUGGGUCCUCUGGAGGAAAAAAAAAUGCCACAAGCAAAACAUCCCUGAAAUAAAAACACAAUAUUACCUUGUAUUGAUCCUGAGUGGUGUAUACAGUAAUAAAGUACAUUAUUUUACCUUCAAGUCUCACCUGUUUGUGUGUCACAGACCUGCAAACAUUUUGGCAUUUGUCCUCGUCUGCACUCAUUUUGUUGCAUUUUGGAGUUUAUUUUGGUAAACCUGGAUAAUGUCUCACUCCUCCCCCUUCAAACCCUCUUACGUAGUAGCGUGACAUGCACACAAUCAAGUUCAAAUUUUUAACCUUGCAAACCGUAAGGGCUGCGGUCGGCCGGCUUGUAAAACCAUAUGAGUGUCGUAUUGAAUCGAUUAGUUCCAGCUGCAAUAACACUCCGCCUCUCUCUUUAUUGUUCUUUAUGCUGGCAAAGGCGGAAAAUAACAAUUUAAAUCAGCGGUCCCCAAACAUUGUGCC